UGGCGGGGGGAGGAGAAACAGCGGCAGCAGCUACAGUGGCAGCAGUAGUAGUAGCAGAGGCUGUAGCAUUGGACACCCUCUUCUCCCGCAAACCGGUUCCUCUUCCCCCUUCUUCUCACUGUCUGUUUUGUGUUUGAUGAGUUAAAGCAGGAGCGAGAGCCCGAGCAGCGCCAUAAGCAACACUACCAUCAUCCCUAGCACUGUGGGUCCAUGCCCCAGCGGCAGGCCUGGUGGCAGAGGUGGUGGUGGCAGAGGCAGCGGCACCGAGGUAAUCCAGGUGACUAAUGUCUCCCCGAGCGCUAGUUCUGAGAUGCAGACUCUCUUCGGUUUCCUAGACAAGACUGACAAAUUGUGCCUCUUCCCACCGGAUGAUUCACCUUUGCCAGUUUCAUCUCGUGUCUGCUUUGUUAAGUUCCGUGAUCCAGACUCAGUAGCUGUGGCACGGCAUCUGACAAACACUGUAUUCAUUGACACAGCUUUGACAGUCGUACCACAUGCAGAAGGAGUUAUUCCUGAUGAGGCUAAGGCUUUGUCUCUGUUGGCACCAGCUAAUGCAGUGGCAGGUCUUCUGCCCAAUGGUGGACUUCUGCCUACUCCUAACACACUUACCCAGAUUGGCGCUGUUCCACUGGCUGUUUUGGGGGCUCUUACUCUUGAUCCCACCCUUGCUGCACUUGGGCGUCCUGGAGCAAACUUGAACUCUCAGUCUCUUGCCACAGAUCAGUUGCUGAAGCUUAUGAGUACUGUUGAUCCCAAGUUGAAUCAUGUAGCUGCUGGUCUGGUUUUACCAAGUCUGAAAUCGGAUACCUCUAGUGAAGAAAUAGAGGAAGCUAUGAAAAGAGUACGAGAAGCACAGUCCCGAAUUUCUGCUGCUAUAGAACCAAAGAAAGAAGAAAAAAGAAGGCAUUCAAGAUCACGCUCUAGGAGGAGAAGGGGGACUCCCUCAUCUUCUAGCAGGUGGUCAAGAAACAGAUCGAGAGGGCAAUCACAUUCUGAGCCUAGGAGUCGGCGACGAUCCAAAAGCCCAAGACGGAGAAGAUCUCAUUCCAGAGAGAGAGGUAGAAGGUCAAGGAGCACAUCAAAAAUGAGAGACAAAAAGAAAGAAGACAAAGAAAAGAAAUGUUCAAAACCACCACCAAAAAGUUACAGCACAGUCAGAUGUUCUAGACGUUCAAGCAGAGAGAGACAACAAUGCAGAGACAGGAGUGGAACAAGAUCUCCUAAAAAGCCUCAGUCUCCUAAAAGAAAAUUGUCUCGCUCACCAUCCCCUAGGAGACAUAAAAAGGAGAAGAAGAAAGAUAAAGACAAAGAAAGAGGUAGGGAUGAAAGAGAACAAUCAACAAGCAAGAAGAAGAAAAGUAAAGAUAAGGGAAAGGACCAGGAAAGAAAAUCAGAGAGUGAUAAAGAUGUAAAACAGGUUACACGGGAUUAUGAAGAAGAGGAACAGGGGUAUGACAGUGAGAAAGAGAAAAAACCAACAGAAACAGGUUCCCCUAAAACAAAGGAAUGUUCUGUGGAAAAAGGAACUGGCGAUUCACUAAGAGAAUCCAAAGUGAAUGGGGAUGAUCAUCAUGAAGAAGGCAUGGAUAUGAGUGACUGAGUACUGCCUCUGUGGGAAUCCAACUGUAUACCUGCAUCAGUGUCAUUCAUUCAUGUAAUUUCUUAAUGCUGUAUUUGUUCAUCUCAAAUCUAGAUGUAUACACCUCUGAGUUAUAAAUGGUUAUAAAGCUCCUGUUACUGAUGUUAGUUAUUCACAUCAAAAAGCUUUUAGAAAAUGGUACAAGGUAACCAAUUCUUGUCAUGGUGAAAUCUGAUUAACCAGGCAGUUUUACUAUUCUGGUGCUGCUUCAUAACAAAAAUGAAAAGCUGCAUGCGUCUACAGCAGGCAUGGAUUGUUUAUGUCGUAUGAUCUCCUUUAUUAAGUAAGUUCACUUACAGUAUUUCUAUAAUUUGAUUCAUUGCCAUAAUAGAGCCAUGUAGGAAAUGCACUGAUUGCAUGUUAUUGUGGCAAGAAUAUCCUAAAUGUCAUUAAAAUCCUUCAACAUGAUGGAUCUACUUAUGGUCUUGUUUGUUGACAUGACAAAUUAACAUUCUUACAGUUACAUCUGGAAAUGAGCAUUUGCAAUAGAUAAUCCUUUAAGCUUUGUGGUAAAAUUUUGUGGCUUUUGUUUAAGUUUGAAAGGUUAUUAUGCACUAACCUUUUUUGGUGUCUAAUUAGGGUUUAAAUAUAGAAACAAGAUUUCAAAUAAAACUGUCUUUGGCAGUGAGUAAACAGCAUAUUUUGAAGUAGAGUUGUAUACUUUUUCGUAAGAUGUUUGGGAAUUUUUUUUUCCUGAAGUUAAUAAUUUAUUCCAUAUCUACAUGAGUGAAUGUUAUCUACCUAUCCUAGGUCCAUCUUAAAGGGGAAA
Molecule: messenger RNA, 2408 nt
Organism: Cebus imitator (Panamanian white-faced capuchin)
Lineage: Eukaryota; Metazoa; Chordata; Mammalia; Primates; Cebidae
Product: serine/arginine-rich splicing factor 11-like
Source: RefSeq, a predicted model, not a curated record